AUGGCCGGCAGGUGGGCCGACACAGAAGAAGACGCCGCCUUCGAAGCAAAGCGGAAGCAAGAGAAGGAAGAGAAGAAGCGCCUGAAGGCGCAAAAGGCUGAGCAGCAACGCAGAGUUGAAGCAGAGCGCCAGACGCAGGAAGCAGAAUUACAGGCGCCAGGCGCAGAAGAACAUGACCGGCCUUCGAAGAGGCGGAAAACAACCCCAGAACACUACACAGCCGACGGAGACACCCAGGGAAACGCUAAGCUACUACGGUUCCCUUUGCGCUCGUGGGAUAAGUGUCGCAGCGUCGAACGUUACGACAAGCUCAACGACAUUGAAGAGGGCACUUAUGGAUGGGUCUCCCGGGCCAAAGACACUGCCACUGGCAAGGUUGUCGCGCUGAAGAGGCUGAAGCUUGAGCCGACAGACCACAACGGACUUCCAGUGACUGGGCUACGCGAGAUUCAAAUAUUGAGGGAUUGUCAACACAGAAAUAUUGUGAAUCUUGAAGAGGUUGUGGUGGGCGACGACACGUCGAAAAUAGAACACAUCUUCUUGGUUCUCGAGUUCGUCGAACACGACCUCAAGAGCAUCCUUGAGGAGAUGCCCGAGCCGUUCCUCCUUUCCGAAGUCAAACGCCUGCUCCUCCAGCUCACUUCAGGCAUUACCUACCUCCACGAGAACUGGAUACUACACCGCGACCUUAAGACUUCCAAUCUGCUCCUCAACAACCGUGGACAGCUCAAGAUAGCCGACUUUGGCAUGGCACGUUACGUUGGCGACCCGGCGCCGAAGCUGACGCAGCUUGUCGUGACCCUCUGGUACCGCGCCCCCGAGCUCCUCCUCGGCGCUAAGACCUACGACUGGUCUGUCGACAUGUGGAGCGUUGGCUGCAUCAUGGGCGAGAUGCUCACGCGCGAGCCCCUCCUUCAAGGCAGCAACGAGGUAGACCAAGUGACCAAGAUUUUCGAGCUUUGCGGUGUCCCGACGCAAGAGUCUUGGCCUACGUUCCGCAGCCUCCCCAACGCCCGUACACUGCGUUUGCCAAAGACGUCGCUCGUCACAGGGUCCAUCAUUCGUGCCAAGUUCACUUCGCUGACGAAUGCGGGCUGCGGCCUGCUGAACGAUCUGCUCGCCCUUGACCCAGACAAGCGACCCUCGGCCAAAGACAUGCUGCAACACAAGUACUUCAGCGAGGACCCCAAACCCAAGCAAGAGAGCAUGUUCCCCACCUUCCCUAGCAAAGCCGGCCAAGAACGAAGGAGGCGGCAUGAACCCCAUGCUCCGGGCCGCGGACAGCAAGCGGCAGAUUUGAAAGAGGCCGACUUCAGUGGCAUCUUCCAGGGGCGAGACAGAGAAGAACGUGGUGACGGGUUUCAAUUACGCAUGGUGUGA
This is a messenger RNA of Verticillium alfalfae VaMs.102, 1380 nucleotides long. RefSeq names its product cyclin-dependent kinase G-1. The record is from RefSeq and is a predicted model, not a curated record. Gene Ontology annotation, molecular function: ATP binding; cyclin-dependent protein serine/threonine kinase activity. Gene Ontology annotation, biological process: protein phosphorylation; regulation of mitotic cell cycle. Bases 1 to 1380 code for a protein of 459 amino acids. The transcript has 2 exons. Gene Ontology annotation, cellular component: nucleus. Lineage: Eukaryota; Fungi; Ascomycota; Sordariomycetes; Glomerellales; Plectosphaerellaceae.